Tuber aestivum (summer truffle) is the source of this 1413-nucleotide messenger RNA. Lineage: Eukaryota; Fungi; Ascomycota; Pezizomycetes; Pezizales; Tuberaceae. The record is from the annotation of a GenBank genome assembly.
GGGAAAGUGAACACCUCCCUUAUUCUCGAAACCCUCAAGUUACAACCCUCUCCCUAUCCACCUCCUCUAUCACCCUACCUCCGCCCCUGACCGUCCUCGUUCCCUCCUUCCGACGUCUCCUGUGCUGCGAGCCACGACGUCGCUAGCAAAGUUCCCGGAAUACCAAACUCGCCCGUAAUGGGCGAAGACUUGCCAUUCGGUCUGCUGAUAUCCUGCCUGCAGAAUGCCUCUGUUGCCGUCGUUCUCUGCGGGUUUCUGGGGCUCAUUGGGUUGGGGGUCUUAGCUGUGAGAUAGCCUAAUUCAUUCCUUGGGGUGGAAGAUCAGUGUUUUAGGGUGGCUGAUUGAGCUCCUGGAUAUGUAUAGUCUUACAUCCUCAUCCUACUUGUCGCUCAUACGCCCCGUCGCGAGACAGACUCAGAAAGAACUUACCAGACCAUCACCAAGGACGGGAAAACCACACCAGCACUUCCCUUACCGGAUACGUAUUCGAGUGGGAAAGCAGAGGUUGCGCUCUCGGUAGUGGUUCCCGCGUACAAUGAAUCAGAGCGAUUGCCGGAUAUGCUCGCUGAAGCCGUGACCUUCCUUCAUGACGAAUAUGGCCCGAACAAGAAGGAGAUCAACGGGAAUGCAAACGGUACCGGUGCCACCACCGGUUGGGAAAUCCUCAUUGUAGACGAUGGCUCCACCGACUCCACCGCCGGUGUCGCUCUCAACUGGGCCCGCUCGCAAAUUCACCUUAGAGAUAUCAAGGAAGGCGACAUCCGGGUAUGCGUGCUCGAGAAGAACCGCGGAAAAGGUGGUGCUGUAGCCCAUGGAAUGCGACAUGUUCGUGGGGAAUACGCUGUGUUUGCGGACGCCGAUGGUGCCAGUAAGUUCAGCGACGUAAAGUCCCUGCUGCAGGAACUACGCAGUGUGGAAGACGACGGCUUUGGCAUUGCAGUCGGCAGCAGAGCCCACAUGGUCACUACAGACGCCGUUGUAAAGGUAAAUCCUCCUAUUUCAUCCGAUUAAAGUUAAUAGUAGAGAACAACCCUAACUCUCAAUCACCAGCGCUCAUUCAUCCGUAACUUUCUCAUGCACUCGUUCCAUACGCUCCUCAAGACCUUCGGCAUCAGACAUAUCCAUGAUACACAAUGCGGGUUCAAACUCUUCUCUAGAGCCGCGAUCAGGGACAUAUUCCCAUUCAUGCACACCGAGGGGUGGAUCUUUGAUAUAGAGAUCUUACUGCUGGCGGGCUACUUGAGUGUUCCUGUGGUGGAGGUCCCGAUCACAUGGCACGAAGUUACCGGCACGAAAAUGCGGCUGGUCCAGGACUCUAUCCGUAUGGCCUGGGAUCUGGGUGUUGUUAGGCUGGGGUAUAUUUGGGGGGUUUAUAGAGUUGGUCUCGGGGGUCCUUCAAAAAAGAGGCGUUAA